CGUAAGACGCAGCGGGAUUCGAAAUCUCGCUAGCGGAGUGAGAUCGUACGCGAAGCGAGAAAGGGGAGGGUUGGAUGGAUCAUUUGGUACGCAUGUUGGGAAGAAGAACUCCGAAGAUGGGUGGUUAUAAGAUGCUUCGUGUGCAGGUAAAUUGAUGAAAGUAUCGUAACGAUUGUUUCUUCUUUCAAACAUCGCAAAAAAUAAAUUCGGAUUCAACAUGCCAGCAUCAGGAUCUCUCAGGGGCGUGACGAAGGAGCCAGGCUUCGACACUCUCCAACUACACGCAGGACAAGAACCCGACCCCGUGAACGGCUCGCGCGCAGUCCCGCUGUUCCAAACAUGCUCGUAUAAUUUCAUGGAUGCGGCGGACGGAGCGAGUAAGUUUGCGUGGCAGAAAGAUGGAUAUGUGUAUACGCGGAUGGGGAACCCAACGAUUUCGGUCUUGGAGCAGAGAAUGACGAUGCUGGAGGGAGGGGUGGGUGCCGUUGCUACGGCGUCGGGACAUGCUGCUCAGUUCAUGGCUCUUACUUCUAUCAUGGAGCCUGGGGAUAACUUUGUCAGUACUAGCUGGCUGUAUGGAGGAACUUACAACCAAUUCCGCGUAUACCUCAAGAAAUUCAACAUCCACGUCAAGUGGGUAGAAGGGCAGGACCCCAAAGCAGUCGCAGCCGCCAUCGACGACAGAACCCGAGCAGUCUACCUCGAGACAAUCGGCAACCCCAAACACAACGUCCCAGACAUCGCCGCCAUCGCAAAAGUGGCCCACGAUGCCGGCAUCCCACUCAUCGUCGAUAACACAUUCGGGAUGGGCGGUUAUGUCCAACAGCCAUUUAAGCUCGGAGCCGAUAUCAUCACCCACUCGGUCACCAAAUGGAUCGGCGGCCACGGCACCAGCAUGGGCGGCAUCGUCAUCGACGGAGGGAAAUUCGACUGGUCCAAGAGCGGCAAGUUCCCUGGCUUCACGGAAGAAGCAGACGGGUACCACGGGAUGAAGUUCUGGGACGCGUACGGAUACAAAGCCUUAGCUGCUAAACUGCGGAUGGAUGCCAUGAGAGACCUGGGACCUUGCAUGAGCCCUUUCAAUGCGUGGCUUUUCCUGAUGGGACUUGAGACACUGAGUUUGCGGGGAGCGAGACACUGCGAGAAUGCGCUUGCGUUCGCGGAGUGGCUGGAGGCUCAUCCGUUGGUCAAGUGGGUGUUGUAUCCUGGAUUGAAAUCGCACCCUGAUCACGAGUAUGCGACGAAGAACUUGAAGAAUGGAUAUGGAGGCGUCUUGACAUUUGGAGUUGAUGGAAAUAUUGAGGAGGUCAGCGCAGUGGUUGAUAAUUUGAAGCUCUGCAGCCACUUGGCUAAUGUCGGAGAUGCAAAAACUUUAAUUAUUCAUCCUUGGAGAACGACGCAUCAGCAAUUGCCAGACGAAGAGAAGGUCCAAGCAGGAGUGACGCCAGAUCUGAUCAGAGUCAGUCUUGGGUUGGAGAAUAUCGAGGAUAUCAUCCAUGACUUCCAGCAGGCAUUUGAUGGUGCGGGGUUGAAGCCACUGAAGACCUUGCCUGUGACGAAUGGCACCAAGACAUCGUAAGCCAGCGUGGGUAAUAUAUCGAAAUGGCGUUUAUUGUGAUAUUCUUUUCCGCUAUUGAUGAUGCGUGUAAAAGAGAAUACAUAGACAAUCGACG
Molecule: messenger RNA, 1673 nt
Organism: Mollisia scopiformis
Lineage: Eukaryota; Fungi; Ascomycota; Leotiomycetes; Helotiales; Mollisiaceae
Product: putative o-acetylhomoserine sulfhydrylase
Exons: 5
Coding region: 218-1579 (453 amino acids)
Biological process (GO): transsulfuration
Molecular function (GO): pyridoxal phosphate binding; transferase activity, transferring alkyl or aryl (other than methyl) groups
Source: RefSeq, a predicted model, not a curated record